GAGUGACGUUUCUCUCAAGGGAGGUGUUCCAUGCGCAUCAUGACGUCGAAGGAUCCGUUUGCACGGCCGUCUAUGUUUCCAGAUGCCAAGCAAUGGCAGGAGCAACUGGAAGCCAUGAAGGAGGCGCGUCGCCUGGAGGAGCAGGCGCAGCGCGAGAAGGAGGCUGAGCAGGCGCGACUGGUCAAGUCUUGGCAGCUGGAGGUGCAGCAGAUGAAGGUGGAGCGCAACGAGGCGGUGCAGCGUGCGGAAGAGACCGAGGAGCAUGCCCGGCGCCAGGUGCAGGACUACCACUGGGCGACCGCCAAGCAGCUGCAGGAGAUGGAGGAGCGCAUCCACCGCUUGCAGUCGCUGCUGGAGGAGGAGCGCACGGCGCACGCGGUACAGCUGAGCCAUCAAGCCGAACUGGUGCAGCAGGUGCGUCGUGAGGCGGAGCAAGAGCGCACAGAGGCUGAGCAGCGGCACCGCGCAGCGCUGGCCACAGAGCAGGAGCGAGUGAGGGAAGCGCAUGAGUUGGUGGAGCUUGUGCAGAAGCGCGCAAGCGAGGAUGUCAUGGCAGCCCGCGCGCGCGAGGAGGCGAGAAUUGCCGAGAUCCGGGCCCAAGCGCAGCUGCGGACGCAGGAGCUGGAGAAGCGCAUGCGGGAGGAGGCCUUCCUCAGGGACCAGCACCUCAUCGAGCGCCAGCAGCUCAUGGAGGAGGCCCUGUACACGAACGGCCAAGAGAAAGAGCACGCCAUCGAGGCGGCGCAGCGACAUUUGGCAUCUAUGGAGCAGGCUCAGGCGCAGCCCGCUACACUUCAACCCAGCCUGCAGCAUGACAGCGAGCGAGGCCACUCCCACCCUACUACCUGGUAUGUCCUGAAACCUGUCGAGGAGGCAGGCGCAAAGCCGGCAGCCGCCAGCUGGGGCGCCGGGGCUCAAAUAGGGCUGGUUGUGCUGGUUGGUAUACCGGGCAAAGAGAGUGCGCAGAGGAGCACCAGGAGCUGCAGCUGUCACAGGACCAGCGUGAGGCGCUCUACUCGCAGAAGGAGCAGCGACUGCGGGAGCUGCAGGACACAGCCAAGAAGAACACGGAGGAAAUGGUGAAGCACCACAAGGAGCUUCUCGAUCUUGAGCGGGCGCUACACACAAGGACGAUGGAACGAACUAUGGACCGUGUGGUUCAGCACCUGAAGUUGACUGAGGAUGGCCUGCCAGGUUUGCCGGCGCCCCCAGCGCCAUAAUGCAUGUCGUCGGCCAGCUGCGCCGUAAAUGCGGUCAGAUGCGGUCGGCUUGAGGACGGAAGGGAGUCCUCUUGAUUCUUUCUAGGGGUUGAUUCCCCA
Messenger RNA from Effrenium voratum, 1319 nucleotides. NCBI's taxonomy places the organism in Eukaryota, Dinophyceae, Suessiales, Symbiodiniaceae. The record is from the annotation of a GenBank genome assembly.